AUGGAAAUAACAAAGUUUCACACCCGAAACAUCACCGGAUCCCUCUACGAGUCACGGAGGAUCAUCUUGUCCAGAUUCGGUCACUUCCUUACCUUAUCCCUCUUCUUCCUCCCUCUUUCUUUCUCUCUCACCAGGUACACCUUGUCCAGAUUCAGCCUCCCCGACGAACCCUAUACGUUAGUCUACAUCGAAGAUCAUUCAAACCAUCAAAAACAUGUAACUUAUUAUCUCUUCUACACCCUACUCAUUCAUGUUCUCGCUCUAUGUGCCAUAGGCACGAUCACCUACAGCACACACCAUGCUUUCUUUGGUAAGCCGGUCAAGAUCGUCGACGCCCUCAAGUCCCUAACCUUCUCCUUCUUCCGGCUCGCUUCCACCAUAAUCGCAGCGUACAUUCUUGUGGUUAUGAUCACCCUAAGUGUCAUCCUUUUUGUUGCAACAGUUAUCAUGUUGGUACAUAACUUAGGGUUUAUUGAUAUUGAUUACUACUCGGUUUACUUUCCCGCAAUCAUGGGUGUGAGUCUACUUGUGGUUAUAAUAUGUUUUCCCGUGAAUUGGUCACUGGCUUUUGCGGUGGUUGUUGUCGAAUCAAAAUGGGGAUUUGCGCCUUUGAUCAGGAGCUCGUAUUUAGCUAAGGGGAUGAGAUCGGUUUCGAGGUUAGUGAGGCUGUAUUUUGUUGUUUUUGUUGUUUUUGUUGGCCUUAUGGUGAUGACCUGCUCUGCAAAUGUUAUGGCGCUUACGAUGAUUGGUUCGAUUGUUGUAACGAUGCUCUUGCUUUGGAUCAUUGCUGCCAACACCGUGUUGUAUAAUUAUUGUAAGGCUUUGCAUGGUGAACUUGAACUUGAGGCUGUUGAGGGGUUUGGUCACGACUACAUGAAUUUGCCAUCGGAUGUUGUGAAGGUUCCUCACGUUGUAAGUGUUGUCACAGCUUGA
Molecule: messenger RNA, 933 nt
Organism: Helianthus annuus (common sunflower)
Lineage: Eukaryota; Viridiplantae; Streptophyta; Magnoliopsida; Asterales; Asteraceae
Exons: 1
Coding region: 1-933 (310 amino acids)
Source: RefSeq, a predicted model, not a curated record